Messenger RNA from Theobroma umbraticum, 2074 nucleotides. Its product is annotated as DNA ligase (DUF1666). Lineage: Eukaryota; Viridiplantae; Streptophyta; Magnoliopsida; Malvales; Malvaceae. The record is from RefSeq and is a predicted model, not a curated record.
CAAUACUUCACUUUGCUUUUGAGUAGGAGUUGUUGGCAGCUCAUUUUUGCAGCGCCGAAGGCAAGAAAAUAUGCCAUGUUCAGAGCAAGCUCUGGUUAGAUUGUUUUACAACCUCUCAAGCUCCUCCCUGCUCCUCCUCCUCUUCCUAUACUCCUCAUCCAUCUUGCUUGCCAGGCUCUUCUACUUCAUUGGAAGUUAUCCUCUCAUCCAAAGAAAUCAAAAUGGAUAUGACUACAGUAUGUUCUCUGAGGAAGAGGAAGAGCAAGAAGAAGAAGAAGAAGAAUAUGCUGACAGAUUUUAUAGGGUGAACUGCAUGGAGAAAGAUCACCUGGUGGCAGACAUAAUUCAUGGGGGUGAAUCACUUUUAUUCUUGCCAGACAACUGCCUUCAAAGGAUUCAAAAUGAUGGUGCUGAGGCAUCCAAUAAUUCCCCUGAUCAUCAGCUGACAAGUGAAGAUCAAGAAUAUGCAAGUUAUACUACUGAACAGUUUUCUGCUCAUGACUCAUCACCUUGUUCAGAUUCUGAGCAUGAUGAUGGUGACACAGAGUUGCUGGAUGGAGAGAUCCCAACAAAAGAUGCUGAUUCACUUCAGAAUUCUGAUGUAAAUGAUCAAGAUGGUCCCACUCCCAUCGUCUCACCAAUAGUCACGAAACAGGACAAUGAUCAGGUGGACAACGAUGAAGAUGGUGUUGAAAUUUGCAGUAAUCAAAAAAUCAGACAAGGGGUGGUAACAGAUUUUUCAAGAAAUGACAAGUUUUUUGUUAUUGAACCAAAGAAAUUGGAGUCUAAGAAGUUACUAGUUCAUGAAAAGGAUGAUGAAGAAAUCUAUGGUGACUCUUGCACUAUUGGCUCUACUUCUAAGAGCUCCUCUGAGUGGAGAAGCUCAAUAAACUGUAGAGAUUCAGGGACUGAUGAUCCAUUUUCUUCUUCCUCAAGAAGGAGUUGUCCCAAGUGGGAGUCCUACACAGUGUUUCAAAAAUAUGAUGAAGAGAUGCUGUUCCUAGACAGAAUUAGUGCACAGAAGCUCCAGGAAACAGAGUCACUGCGGUCCAUCCAAGCUUGUCCAAGGUCAAUAUCAGAGAGAUUAGUCCACAAGUUUGCGACAAUGAACAAGAAGCCAUCGGAUAUCAGACACAAUCCAUAUCAUGAACUAGAAGCAGCAUAUGUAGCUCAAAUUUGCUUAACUUGGGAAGCUCUAAACUGGAAUUACAAGAACUUCGAACGUAAAAAAGCUGCACGCAAAGAUUUUGACUGUCCUGCGAGCAUUGCUCAGCAGUGUCAGCAAUUCCAAGUUCUUUUACAAAGAUACAUCGAAAAUGAGCCUUAUGAGCAAGGCCGCCGACCCGAGGUGUAUGCCAGGAUGAGGCUUUUGGCACCGAAGUUGCUUCUGGUUCCUGAAUAUCGAGAUUAUGAGGAUGAUCAAAGGGAUGAAGGUUUUGGCUCAAGAAUAUCAGCAGAUUCGUUUCUGGUGAUAAUGGAAGAUGGAAUUCAGACCUUCAUGAAUUUUCUCAAGGCAGACAAGGAGAAACCAUACCAAAUCAUUAAAGCAUUCUUUGGGCGGAAGAGAAGAGGUUCAGUUGACCCAACACUUCUCCAACUCAUGAAAAAAGUUAAUACUAAAAAAAAGAUGAAGCUUAAAGACCUCCGCCGGGCUCACAAAUGCAUAAGGAAAAGAAAACUGAAGGUGGAGAAAGAGAUGGAGAUAUUGAUGGGUCAAAUUGACCUAAAAGUGGUGUCUAGGGUGUUGAGAAUGAGUGAUCUAAGCGAAGAACAAUUGCAUUGGUGUGAAGAGAAGAUGAGCAAAGUCAGGAUUUUGGAAGGGGAACUGCAAAGAGAUUCCUCACCACUUUUUUUCCCUGCACACUGACCCACCACCAUUAUAUGCUAAUAUUGUUGCUUUGAUGACUAGAUUAUGAAUGUGCAUCACUGCACAAAAUGAAUAUCCUAGGCAAGCUUUUGUAAAUUCUCCUAAGAAAAGAAAGAAACUACAUGGAGGAAGGGUCCUACAAAUCAAAGUUAACUACAUGUGGGGUGACUUGGAAUUUGGGGAUUACGGGAAUUCCAUGAAAUGAAA